Molecule: messenger RNA, 2474 nt
Organism: Coregonus clupeaformis (lake whitefish)
Lineage: Eukaryota; Metazoa; Chordata; Actinopteri; Salmoniformes; Salmonidae
Product: leucine-rich repeat, immunoglobulin-like domain and transmembrane domain-containing protein 2
Exons: 3
Coding region: 1-1761 (586 amino acids)
Molecular function (GO): protein binding
Source: RefSeq, a predicted model, not a curated record
AUGGGUUUCUGCAAAAGGAAUAUGGCCACCUUCUAUACGCCAUUAGCUAUAGCUCUGCUAUUCUACAAAGUAAUUCCUGCCUCAACUUCUUGUUUACCCGGCUGCUCUUGCACAAAUGACAACUUGGGAAAAUCCUUACUUUGCAUGGAAACCGCCAUGGGACGAAUCCCAGACAACGUUCCAAAUGACUUCAGUAAAAUUCGAAUAGAGAAUUCCCACCUGACCGAAUUACCUCGCGGCUCCUUCGCUAACGUUAACGCCUUGGCGUCUCUGUGGUUGAAUUUCAACGACAUCACCCUGAUGAACGUCAAGAGUCUGGAGGGGCUGACGAAUUUAACGGAACUGCGGCUACAGGGAAACAAGCUGCGUUCAGUCCCAUGGACAGCGUUCCAGGACACGCCGAACCUGAAGAUUUUGGACCUGAAACGCAACCGACUAGACGUGCUCCCGGAAUCCGCCCUGAGACAACUACCAGGCCUGACUUAUUUAGACUUAUCCUUCAAUCAGCUUACCGUCAUAUCCAGGGAUGUCUUCCUCAACUGGCCUCUCCUCAACACGCAGGAGAGAAACGGAGGUAAAGAGGCCAGCAGUGGAGAGGCCAACGUCGUUUUAGCGCUGCACGACAACCCUUGGCUGUGUGACUGCCGCCUCAAAGGUUUCCUUGAGUUUAUAAAAACCGUUAGUCCACCUCUAAUUCUGAUGAACUCGUACCUGACGUGCACGGCCCCGAGUUCCAGGGCGGGAAAGUUCUUCCACGAGGUCGGUUUGAAAACAUGUAUGAAACCCGAGGCCUCAGCCUCAGAAACCAACAUGACGGUGUCGCUGGGGGACAAUGUAACCCUCCAGUGCUUAGUCAAAGCCAGGCCUGACCCCGCCAUCCACUGGUCAUACAACCUGAAGAUUAUAAGGGGAUUUACUGUCUCAGAGACCCGUGUGGACGAUGAGACCGUCAGAUCUCAGCUGGUCAUCCCAUCCCUACACAUGGCGGACCGAGGUGUCUACACCUGCUUCGCCAACAACUUCAUCGGCAACUCCUCCGUCAGUUUCCUGGUCAACAUCAAGUCUUUCAACGCCUCGUCCUCCGGCGGUGCCGCCAUGUCUCCUCCCCCGUUCCUCCUGGCCUCGGCCGACGAGAACAUCUACAUCGACAUCCGCAUCUCCAAGCAGACGGUCUACGGCAUCACUCUGGAGUGGUACGCUGCGACAGACAACCCAACAGAAACCUGGUUCACCAUCCAUUUGGGGAAAUACCACUCCGACAAAAAGGAGUUGACAUACAUCGGGCCGGGCAUCAACACAUAUUCGGUCGACAACCUCCUACCGGUUACUAAAUACGAGGUGUGUGUGACGCUGAAGAACCAGACGCCUCGCGCCGGCCAGUGCAUCGUGUUCGUAACAGGAAGUGACAUCAGCCAGCUGGAACAACGGGAGAAGCUCAUCCAUAUUAUGGUGAUCGUGUGCGUCAUGGGGCUGGCGGUGCCCGUGGGCAUGUACGCCUGCACCACCGACACCAGAUGUACGUUCAGCUGCCUGGACCGCUGUACGGAGCAGUGUAAGAGGAGGAGGCGGCAGGAGAAGACCCUGAGGACGAAUGGGGAGAGACAGGGGACCUUCGACAGCCUACAGGCCACCAGCGAUGAAGGACUCUGUCGUGACUCUGAAGAGGUGAUGAUGAAGAGGAGGUCCUCCCAGGAUAAAAACAACCACAAGGGCAGAGCACAAGAUCCACCAGAGACAACCAUUGGAGCAAAGCUUUAUUAGCUCUAGGUUUUAACGAAAAAAAUAGGUAAAAAUAGGGAGCAGUCUUCUGUGAAGUGAACCUUUAGGAAACACAUCCGUAAAGCUUAAAGUAGUCAAGAGUGAAAUGCCUUUUUUCCAUGUCUGUAGGAAGAGUAUAUUGUUUUAUGUGUUAUCAAAAUGACCUGUCUGUAAGUAAUCAAAUGUUUCUUUUUUUAAAGUUGAUAUACUGUAUCUUUGGGAUAUGUUUUAUUUAACUUGAUUGUUCUCUGUUUUAAAAGAAAAAACUCAUCUGGCAAGAAAUCAUGAAUGUUGCUUCUAUACAUAAUAAUAUAGUUGAAAUAUUUUAAUUGUCUUCAGAAUGUAAUGAACUGCAUUUCCUCUCUGCUCAUUGAUACACAUUCCUUUAGCGCCACACCAGGUUCAGUCAAAUAGACAGUAACCAUGCCUUUGCACUACGACCUUUGUAAUGAAUGAGGCUUCUUUGCUAUUGCUUUCCUGUUUUGGGGUGGGAUGAUGAGGAUUAGAGUUGGGGGUGAAGAGAGACAGCAGGGUCCUAAUAGCUCCCUACCAAAAUCCCAAAGGCUGGUCAAAAGUAGUGCCCUACACAGAGAAUAGUGUGCUACUUAGGUCUUAACCAUGUCUCUCAGAGAGAAGUUAUUUAUUGUACCUUUAUUUAACUAGGCAAGUCAGUUAAGAACAACUUCUUAUUUACAGUCCGGCCAAACCCGGACGAC